UUGUUGAAGUCCUAAUUUUAAGGAUGCGUGUUCUUGUGUUUCCGUGUUUUGCAGAAAUAUUCCAGUUAUUCUGUGAUGGAAACGCUAAACCCUGUUGACUAAAUAGCCUUGAUUGUACAGUAUAAGACCGGUACCUUGUUGUUUGGAGGUAGACCCGUCUGAAACUGCUGCUCGUACACACUCCAAACAAAGCUGGGGUUCAGAUCGAAGCCUCAUUUUGCUUGUUUUAUUAGAUUGAUUUAGCUUUAGUUCAUAGAAAUCCAUCAGAAGUGAAUGGGGAAGGUGGUCUUUUGUCAUGUCUCAGUUAAGAAAGGGUUCAUAUAUGAUGCAACAGCUACGCAUGGUUUAGUGAUGUUAAUCACGGUUUAUAGAUUAGAUGAUUUCUAUGAUUUGGGAGGACUCUGCGUACAUUUAGAGAUGGCAGGGAUGCAGGUUUUCUCUCAGAUUUAAGAUAAAAGUUUGUUUUGUCUCUUCAAAGUGCAGUUCUGAGAUCAGCUGUGUGAGCAGAAGAGGGAGGGGUUUUUUAUUGAAUGAAGAAAGGUGAAUUAGCAUAUUAAUAGUAGCUAGCUCCUCCUGCUCCUGUAGCAGCCCCCGCUCCGGGUAACUUGCGUCGCUCUGUCCUCGUUUCCUCUCAUUUACUUCCAAACAAUCGCUGUCCCCGCUUCCUUUGUUUACCUGGCUCGCUCCGUCCUCUCACUUUCUGUUUCCGACUGAAGACAAUAGCAGAGUUUUCUUAUUUCGAUCUGAGUGAGACAUGGUUGUCUCUCUGUUAAAGUCCUCUGGAUCAGCGCGGAAUGAGCCGGAUUUGUCUUCGAGCUCUCGCUGGAAGACUUUGCUGAAAGGAAUAACCCAAAUUCUCUCCUGAGCAACAGUUGCUUGACACUUUCCACGGCAACUCUGCAACUAUGGAGGGUGGGCACGGAGCAGAUUGCGGGCUUAAAACAAAUGAUGUGUCCUCAUCAGAGAGGAACUGCUGAGGAGAGACUCAGGAGUGGACGAAAAAGGGACAAGAAGGAAUUUUCUGUUUUGGCUUUUGGAACUUUGGAUAACGGGAGAUGACCCGGAGGACAAGCAGAAACUUUUCACAGAGGGAUUAUCUUUAUUGUGUAUCGGAGGAUUUUCACCCUACAACACUGAAAACCGGGUCUUCUGAGGAUUCCAUCCCUUUGGAAGUGAUUCUUUGCAAAAACAGUCGCGUGAGAUGGGUUUUUUUUGUCUUACUGAGCUUCGCGCAAAUUAGUGUUUGGAUUAUGUAAGCAUUUUCUCUGAGUUGUGUCUGGAUCUUGCUGUGUUUAUUUACUCGUCCCCCACACACACGAGAAGUUCAGAGUGUGAGAUGAGAGGCUGCGAAGCCGCUAGCUGCCUCUCUGUCCUUGGUGCAGACAGGCACAGGAAAGGGCAGACAUGCAUUUCCAUGGCGAUGAGUGGCUGCAGCCCUUUCCCCAUGUGCUGGAACAGAGAAUAUGACAGACACCUAGCAGCGGCGGUAUCAGCAGGGAAAACCAUGGCAACAGCCUACCUGGACUCCAACCUGAACAACCCCCUCCUGGGAGGCCCCAAAACCCAGCUCAGUUUGGGGGUAUCGGACCGAACCAUGGCUGGCUCCGUGGACAGGGUUCUGAAGGUCUUCCACCACUCUGAGAUCAACACUGAACAAAGCUUCUGGUCUUCCAACAUCAGAUAUGGAGACGCAACGGAUGUCAGGGGGAUCAUCCAGAAGAUUCUGGACAUCCACAAAGUUCGCUGGACGUCGUGUUUUGGCCUUCGUCUCACUUGUUGCCAAAGCCGACACCAGGUGCACUGGCUCCACCCAGAUAUGGGCGUGUCCCACAUCAGAGAGAAAUAUGAACAAGCACGGCCCAAUGAGGAGUGGAGGUAUGAGUUAAGGAUCCGCUAUCUGCCAAAAGGCUUUGUGCAGCAGUUCACAGAAGAUAAACCUACACUCAACUACUUCUACCAUCAGGUGAAGAAUGACUACAUGACACAGUAUGGGGACAAGGUGGAACAAGAUGUAGCUCUCAAGUUGGGCUGUUUAGAAAUCAGGAGGUUCUUUAAAGAGAUGAGAGGAAACGCGCUAGACAAGAAAUCCAACUACGAGCUUCUGGAGAAAGAUGUUGGUUUGAGGCGGUUUUUCCCUAAAGAUCUCCUGGACUCUGUAAAGGCUAAAACGCUUCGUAAGCUGAUCCAGCAGACCUUCAAGCAGGUAGCUAAUCUCAACGAUGAGCAGUGCAUCCUGAAGUUCCUGGAGACACUUGCCCCGAUCUACCGCUAUGACAAGGAGUUCUUCAAAUGUGCCCUCGGGUCCAGCUGGGUGAUCCAGGUAGAGCUGGCCAUCGGGCCUGAAGAAGGGAUCAGUUACCUCACAGAUAAGGGAUCGACCCCCACACAUUUAGCUAAUUUUAACCAAGUCCAGUCCAUCCAGUACUCGGCCAUGGAGGAGAAGGACAGGAAGGGCAUGCUGCAGCUGAAUGUAGCCGGAGCUGCUGAGCCUCUCACUGUUACGACUGCAUCCCUCACCACAGCGGAGAACUUAGCCGACUUGAUUGACGGCUACUGUCGCCUCGUUUCCAUGGAGACCCACUCAUUCAUUGUCAGAGUCCAGAAAGAGGGAGAGAGAGCUCUGCCUUCCAUUCCAAAACUGUCUAAUACUGAGAAGAAGCUAGAAGCCGUUCGGAAGGGAGUCAGAGCGAUCUCAGUCUCAGAGGACCUUAGUGGGGAUGAGACGGAUGACUAUGCAGAAAUAGUUGAUGAAGAGGACACUUACACCAUGCCCUCAAUGGCCUAUGGAGUGGUUGAAGCGCGGGACUAUGAGAUCCAGAGGGACCGGAUAGAGCUGGGUCGCUGCAUCGGGGAGGGCCAGUUUGGAGAUGUUCACCAAGGAGUCUACAACAGCCCAGACAAGCCCUCUCUAUCUGUCGCCAUUAAAACCUGUAAAAACUGCACCACAGACAGCGUCAGAGAAAAGUUCCUGCAAGAAGCCUUAACGAUGCGUCAGUUCGACCACCCUCACAUCGUAAAGCUGAUUGGCGUGAUCACAGACAACCCGGUGUGGAUCAUCAUGGAGCUCUGUACUCUAGGAGAGUUGCGGUCGUUCCUGCAGGUGAAGAAGUACAGUCUCGACCUUGCCACACUCAUUCUGUACGCCUAUCAGCUCAGCACCGCGCUCGCCUACCUGGAGAGCAAGCGCUUCGUGCACAGGGACAUCGCGGCGCGUAACGUGUUGGUGUCGUCCGUUGACUGUGUGAUGCUCGGAGACUUUGGACUGUCUCGGUACAUGGAGGACAGCUCGUAUUACAAAGCCUCUAAAGGUAAACUUCCUAUAAAAUGGAUGGCUCCUGAAUCCAUCAACUUCAGAAGGUUCACCUCCGCCAGCGACGUGUGGAUGUUCGGGGUGUGCAUGUGGGAGAUUCUGAUGUACGGCAUCAAGCCCUUCCAAGGCGUGAAGAACAACGACGUGAUUGGUCGGAUAGAGAACGGCGAGCGACUGGCCAUGCCCCCCCAGUGUCCUCCUACUCUCUACAGCUUGAUGACCAAAUGCUGGUCGUACGACCCGAGUAAAAGGCCGCGAUUCACAGAGCUCAAAACCCAGCUCAGCACCAUACUGGAGGACGAGAAGGUCCAACAGGAGGAGAGGCUUCGCAUGGAGAUCAGGAGACAGGUCACGGUUUCCUGGGACACCGGAGGCUCUGAUGAAGCUCCACCUAAACCGAGUCGACCUGGUUACCCCAGUCCUCGAUCCAGUGAAGACUUCUUCUCCAGCCCCCACCACAACCACGUCCAGCGUUUGGCUCAUGGAGGAACUGAUUCCUGGAAUCAUCUCAGAACUGAACAGAGUGCCCUGUGGAGCCCAAACAUGGAGGAGGGCGGAUGUGUGGGCCAGGCUCUGAUGGAGGAGAGACUGAUGAAGCAGCAGCAGCAGAUGGAGGAAGAUCGGCGGUGGCUGGAGCAGGAGGAGAGCCUCAUGAAAGCCGAAUCCAGAAACAGCAGAGGCAGCAUGGACAGAGAGGACGGCGCGCUCCAGGCACCGGGUGGAAGUCAACACAUCUACCAGCCUGUGGGGAAACCAGAACAUGUAGCCCCCCCUAAGAAGCCUCCCCGCCCUGGAGCUCCUGGCAACCUGCCCAGUCUCUGUUCAGUAGACAGCUACAACGAGGGGGUGAAGUUGCAGCCUCAGGAGAUCAGCCCGCCGCCCACAGCCAACCUGGAUCGCUCCAACGACAAAGUGUACGAGAACGUGACGGGGCUGGUUAAAUCUGUGAUUGAGAUGUCCAACAGGAUUCAGCCUGCUGCACCUGAGGAGUACGUCCCCAUGGUCAAGGAAGUGGGUCUGGCGCUGAGGACUCUACUGGCAACAGUAGAUGAAACAAUCCCCGUGCUGCCCGCCAGCACACACAGAGAGAUCGAAAUGGCCCAGAAGCUGCUGAAUUCUGAUCUGGCGGAGUUGAUUGCGAAAAUGAAGCUAGCGCAGCAAUACGUCAUGACGAGUUUACAAAAGGACUACAAGAAACAGAUGCUAAUGGCAGCUCACGCUUUGGCGGUCGACGCCAAGAACCUGCUGGACGUCAUCGACCAAUCACGACUCAAGAUGAUCAACCAGAUCCACCCACAUUAGUCUAAGAUCCAAUCAAGCCAAAGACUCCUGCUUCAGGGCAGGUUCAGAGGGUUUAAACGGAUGGCUGCCUGGACGUAGCGUUGGAUGUCUGUGAUGAAAGCAUGGACUGAAACGAUCAGCCCUCUGUUCUACAAUCACAGCUUCCUUUCCUCUUUUUGGAAACAUUUAUUGUAUUUUCUACUUUAUUACUGAUGUAUGCAUCUCCCUUCCUCUUUUUUAAAAGUCAUCCAUGACUUCGGUUUCAAUCUGAAGAAUGCAGAUAAAAUCAGGUUUUGGAGGCACGUUCGAAGGACACGACAGAUUAAUAAACUCUUCAUCGCGGUAACUGGAAGUGAAAAUCCAGUUUGAAGAGGACGAUGAAGAUGAUUUUACAAUUUUUUUAAAUGUGCUUUUUUUUAUCUUCAACAUUGAUGUUUGUGCAUUGACAUUUUCAGUUUUAGAUUCUCAGUCUUCCUCUUGAACUUUAUUCAAACAUAAAUUAACGAUUCACACAAUGUCAUCUUAUUUUUCUCCUUUAACGAUCGCUUCUGUGUCAGGAUGCAAGAGAAUCCAAAAGGAGAUGAAUUCUAGAAUUGAGAAAAAAGAAAAACAACCAGAUGAAACCUUUUUAAGUUAAUUUAUAUAGUAAAAAAAAACAUAAAAACUAUAUUUAACACAUUUCUGAGUUGUUAACAUAAACAGACGUUGGAGGGGACAGAAUCCUGAGGACUGGAUUUAAAUUAGACCGCGGUAAUAAAUAACUGGUAAUUAACUAAAAGGACCUGUUGGUAUAUACAAACCAACAAUUUUAUCAUGAUUUACGCAACAUUAUAUAUAUAUAUAUAUAUAUAUAUAUAUAUAUAUAUAUAUAUAUAUAUAUAUAUAUAUAUAUAUAUAUAUAUAAGUAAGCAUGAGAGCCGGUAUUUUUCAUUAAUAGAUGUUUUAGAGAAUAGAUCUAAUUUAAUCUGCAUGUUUUUAUUUGUUGCCUUGAAAAAAGGAACAUUUGCGCCAGAAGGAUUAUUUUAAAAAAUGUCUCCAUUAUUAUCAUUAGGUGUGUUUGACAGUCAUUUGGAUGUUUUUUUUUUAAUAUAUAAAAUUGAAUUGAUGUGGUCACCAUGUUUUUCUACCCCGUUUCUCUACCUACCUUCACUGGAGUUAUUUAUAUAUUUGUAAGUCUGUUUCCAAUUUCUGGCACCUUAUGUUUAUCUGUUUUCUCGCCUCUUCCUCUCUACCCUCUCCUCUGUGGUGAGCCGGAUACUCAGGAAGGAGACGCCUGUAUAGUUGCUAAACCAAGCAAAUAAAACACUGUUAUUAAUAAGAA
This is a messenger RNA of Nothobranchius furzeri (turquoise killifish), 5912 nucleotides long. RefSeq names its product protein tyrosine kinase 2aa (gene ptk2aa). Gene Ontology annotation, biological process: protein phosphorylation; signal complex assembly. The record is from RefSeq and is a predicted model, not a curated record. Lineage: Eukaryota; Metazoa; Chordata; Actinopteri; Cyprinodontiformes; Nothobranchiidae. Gene Ontology annotation, cellular component: cytoskeleton; focal adhesion. Gene Ontology annotation, molecular function: ATP binding; protein tyrosine kinase activity.